Molecule: messenger RNA, 1129 nt
Organism: Mucor mucedo
Lineage: Eukaryota; Fungi; Mucoromycota; Mucoromycetes; Mucorales; Mucoraceae
Exons: 1
Coding region: 495-698 (67 amino acids)
Source: RefSeq, a predicted model, not a curated record
AGAGAGUUCUUGAGUUUUUUUUUUUUUUGGAACUCAUGAACUGUGAAUGGCUGGGAUUACACUGUAAAUAGAUGUAAUCAUACUGGUCUGCUGGUCUUCUGGCCAGAAUUCCUAUAAGUGGUUUAAAAAAAAAUACAUUUGAAAAAAAUACGGAGGUCAAGACAUUUCUCGCGUUUUCACUGAAAGGGCAUUUCACUUUUUCUCCCAUGUCUAAAGUAAUAUCGCUUAUCUAUAAGUGCCAUAUCUGUCAUACCUCGUCUGUUGAUGCGCCCCGAUUGAGACGGCAUUUAGUAUAUUGAAUGGUCAAUCAAGUACAACACGCUAUGUCGAUGGGAUGGGAUAUACCAUUGUGGACAGUCAAGAAUGCGUUGUAAUAGGAUCAGCAAGUGGUCCAGUAAAAGAAAGAAGAGGAUGACUCACUGAAACAGCUACACACCUGCAUUUGUGUAUUACAUUCAGUUAUUAGCUGUUAACCAGAUGCUUCCAUUAAUACGAUGAAGAAAGUACUAGCUUUUGGGAUCAAUAUCGUCAAGACAACCAUUAUCUUAUCAACAUUAAAUAUAAGCGAAGCUGGUGAUGGCUACGUUUUUAAAGAGCUUGAAAGCUGUCAACUACCAAUUAAUUAUGAAGAUCGACAGAAAUAUUUACGUCUCUUUAAUUUCAUUGCAAAUUUUAUUCUGUUACUGAAAGAUCAAUAAAUCAAGUUUUUCAACAACUGAAAAAUGAGCAUUAUGGUACUAUUCCAAUUGAUAAAUCUUUCACAAUCAGAUCUAAAUUUAAAAAUUGAUAUUACUUCACCGGCAUUUUGUCUAAAUCGUGUCAAACAAUUUACCAUCGAAUACCUAUACCAUGUAAAGUAUCAAUUUUCUUAUCACAUGUAUAGAACCAAAUAAAGCAAUCUCUUCAUCGUUUCAUAUAAAUGCGCGCUCGAUCUUCUUCAAAAUUACAUCUAUUUUGAUUGUCCUAACUUCUUCACAACUUUACCUUGAAUCAUAUAGCUGUUAAUGAUAAAAUAUAUGAUUGUGUGCCUUUCCUUUGCAUCUUUGUUAUAUUAUGAUGGUGUUUCUAUUUCGUCUGUUCUAUACACAUUGCUGUUAUAAAUAAAAGAAAAGAUAAAGAGUGUCCCCCG